CGCGCCCUACAGGCAGGCUCGCUCCACCGUAGCUGGUGCGUUCUUGUGGUGGUGUGUUCUCGGCCGGUAACGAGCAGUAGGCAACGCGCGCUGAGUUUGAGCAGUUGGACGCGCACCGAGCGUUUCGACGAAAGCGGAGCAGUCAGUCGCUCCGCACGAUCGGGGGAGACAGGCCGCCUCAGCGGGGUCCCGCCCAGCCCAGUGCCCAUAGAAAUGAGCCGUCAGACUGCUACAGCUCUACCCACAGGUACUUCCAAGUGUACACCGUCACAGAGGGUCCCUGCACUGACAGGCACUACAGCUUCCAAUAAUGACUUGGCUAGUCUCUUUGAGUGUCCUGUGUGUUUUGACUAUGUGCUGCCACCAAUUCUUCAGUGUCAGAGUGGUCAUCUUGUUUGUAGCAACUGUCGCCCCAAACUUACGUGCUGUCCGACUUGCCGAGGCCCACUGGGCUCCAUUCGUAACCUGGCUAUGGAGAAAGUUGCUAAUUCUGUACUGUUCCCUUGUAAAUAUGCCUCUUCCGGAUGUGAGAUAACUUUGCCACACACAGAAAAAGCAGACCAUGAGGAGCUGUGUGAGUUUAGGCCUUAUUCCUGUCCAUGUCCUGGUGCUUCAUGUAAAUGGCAAGGUUCUCUAGAUGCUGUAAUGCCACACCUGAUGCAUCAACAUAAGUCCAUUACAACACUUCAGGGAGAAGAUAUAGUGUUUCUUGCUACAGACAUUAAUCUUCCUGGUGCUGUUGACUGGGUUAUGAUGCAGUCUUGUUUUGGCUUUCAUUUCAUGUUAGUAUUGGAGAAACAGGAGAAGUACGAUGGUCAUCAGCAGUUCUUUGCGAUUGUACAGCUGAUAGGAACCCGCAAGCAAGCAGAAAACUUUGCUUAUCGACUGGAGUUAAAUGGUCAUAGACGGCGAUUGACUUGGGAAGCAACUCCUCGAUCUAUCCAUGAAGGAAUUGCAACAGCCAUUAUGAAUAGUGACUGUCUAGUCUUUGACACCAGCAUUGCACAGCUCUUUGCAGAAAAUGGCAAUUUAGGCAUUAAUGUAACUAUAUCCAUGUGUUGAAAUGGUAGUCCAACUUCUUAAGGCCAGUGUUUAAACCGUUGCAUUUAAUUUAGCUGAAACUAGGGUAACCAUCUUCCUUUGACUGUCAAAUUAGUUGGUAGAUGGAGGGUAGACAUAUGAAGGUAAAUAAAAGGAAAGGCUCUUAAAUUAGAGGAAGCAGUUGCAUGUAGUAACACUAACAUAUUUAAAAUAAGUCAGCAGUAAACCACUGAAAAAAUAUAUAUAUACACCCAAAAUGGGCAUCUUUUGUAUUAAGAAUUGAUUCUACAGAAAAUGUUGUUGUAAAAUAAUUCUAAAAACUUGUUUGUAGAUUCAUUGUACUGUUGAGAAGGAUACUGUUUCAUGGUUUUGUGGUUUUUUUUCCUCCCCCCUUUGACUGACAAGCCAUGUUGAAUGAUCUGGUCUCUGGCUACUGUACCCUCCUUUGUAAGUCACUACAUAGUAUUGCUGCUGUUGGUGUAUAUUUUCUGUGUAUUUGCUAAUUUUCAUUAACUUCUAGUUUUUCAUUAAAUAAAUAUUACUUUCUUUUCUGUAA
This is a messenger RNA of Melopsittacus undulatus (budgerigar), 1597 nucleotides long. Its product is annotated as E3 ubiquitin-protein ligase SIAH1. Bases 214 to 1062 code for a protein of 282 amino acids. Gene Ontology annotation, biological process: proteasome-mediated ubiquitin-dependent protein catabolic process; multicellular organism development. The record is from RefSeq and is a predicted model, not a curated record. Gene Ontology annotation, cellular component: cytoplasm. The transcript is spliced from 2 exons. NCBI's taxonomy places the organism in Eukaryota, Metazoa, Chordata, Aves, Psittaciformes, Psittaculidae. Gene Ontology annotation, molecular function: zinc ion binding; ubiquitin protein ligase activity; ubiquitin conjugating enzyme binding.